AUGGCGGACGUUGCACAGCCAAAGCCGGCCGCUGCACCCGGUCGAGAAGAGCGCAUCAAGUUGAGGUCGGCCUGCGAUCGCUGCUCUCUGAAUAAAAUCAAGUGUAGCCAGGAUAAGCCAGAGUGCCAGCGAUGCAAGACACUAGGCGCCCAGUGCCAUUACAGCCGGUCGAUGAGGAUGGGCAAGCCGCGCAAGUCGGCCAAGGCCAAAGCCAUGGCGAACGCGAAAUUGCCGGGGAAGCCAGUAGCAGAGGGUGGCGAUGCAGACAGGAACAGCAGCAAUAGUAGCCCCGUCGGCAGUAUCGAGCAGCAGCAGCGUCUGGCGCCAGCAGCAGAGCUACAGUGGUCCGCCGACUGGAGCUUCGACAACCUCUUGGCCGCCCACGAUCACAUGGGCGGCGCCUCAGGCACCCCCGCCGCGGCGGAUCCUUUCAAGGCCUUGUUCGACCAGCACAGCAACAACAGCAACAACAACACCGUAGUUCCCACUGCCGAUAUUAUGACCGUCGAUGCACUCUCUGCUGGUUACAGCCACUCGGACGAUGCCUUUCUCAGCUUUCCUCAGUCGCCCCUCUCCCUGCAGAAGCCGAUCAAGGACGAGCCGGAGAACGUCUACCUCUCCCCAAGCAGUUACUACGCCCCCUCCUUUGACUCGACGCUGCUCUCCACUGGGUCGAACUCGCCCUUCGAGGACCUGGGCCCGUCUCUGCUGUCCCAGUCCCACGACUGCACGCAGUUGGCCCUGGAGACCUUGACGUCACUGUGCCAGCCCUCGACGGCGCAGAGGACCGGAGAGGGACAGCCACGUCCCACCAUCGACCAGGUGCUGAAGAUGAACAGCGAAGCCAUGAAAAACGUUUCUACCAUUCUUGCCUGCAGCUGUGCCAAGGACUCCUCGUUCCCAAUGCUUCUCAGCACCAUCUUCAACAAAGCGUUGGCCUGGUACCGUGCCGCAGUCGAGUUCCAUGACAUGACGGGUGACACCAUCAACUGUGUCAAGGAGGAAAUCGUGCAUCGGCCCAUCAGCGUCGGAGGAUACGAACUGGAUGACGAAUCCAGCGAUCUCAUGAAGAUCCAGCUCGUGCUGAACUGCCUGCGUAUGAUGUCUAAGCCCGUGAAGCAAUACAUCGAGGCGUAUUCCAGCGUUGCAUAUGGUCCUCGGCCAAUGUCACCGUCCUCAACAGACGGGAGCUCCUCUGAUCUCAAAACCUCUGAUGCCCAUCUCGCGGUCGGCAUGACACAAGUGUACUCGACAAUGGGCACCUUCAUCCAGGGAAGCCUGCGAUCUGCAAUUGAUGAAUUGCAAUCGAAGCUCGCCUUGAUGGGCGGCCAUCUUUGA
Talaromyces atroroseus is the source of this 1338-nucleotide messenger RNA. RefSeq lists its product as hypothetical. Lineage: Eukaryota; Fungi; Ascomycota; Eurotiomycetes; Eurotiales; Trichocomaceae. Gene Ontology annotation, biological process: regulation of DNA-templated transcription; aflatoxin biosynthetic process. Gene Ontology annotation, cellular component: nucleus. Bases 1 to 1338 code for a protein of 445 amino acids. Gene Ontology annotation, molecular function: DNA-binding transcription factor activity, RNA polymerase II-specific; DNA binding; zinc ion binding. The transcript has a single exon. The record is from RefSeq and is a predicted model, not a curated record.